AUGGAAUCAAAUAGUUGGUGGCAGAAGCAGGACGAUAUCGUUAUCUCGGGAGUCUCGGGCCGAUUCCCAAGAUGCGACAACGUCAAAGAAUUCGGAGAUUUGCUUCUUGCCGGAGAGGACUUGGUAACCGAAGAUGAUCUCAGAUGGCCGCCAGGCUUCUAUGAUCUACCAAAACGACACGGAAAACUGAAGGAAUUGAAGAAAUUCGAUGCGGGCUUUUUCCAAGUUACACCGAAACAAGCAAAUUUUAUGGAUCCACAAGUUCGGAUUCUAUUGGAAGCUUCGUGGGAGGCAAUGGUUGAUGCGGGCAUAAAUCCCAUUGAUCUCCGCGGAUCCAAAACCGGAGUGUUCGUCGGAUGCUCCGCUUCAGAAACAUCUGGAGCACUGACACAAGACCCUGAAUCGGUAACGGGCUACACGUUGACGGGUUGCGUGCGUUCUAUGUUCUCUAAUCGAAUCUCAUACACAUUCGACUUGCAAGGUCCAUCGUUCUCUGUGGACACCGCUUGCUCGUCUUCAUUAUUGGCACUUCAACUUGCCAUUGACUCUAUCAGACAAGGUCAAUGCGACGCCGCACUUGUCGCCGGAGCUCAUCUCACUUUGACUCCAACGGCAGCACUCCAAUUCUUGAGACUGGGCAUGCUCACAGAUAAGGGAAGCUGUCGUUCAUUCGAUGACUCUGGUGAUGGUUACUGUCGUACUGAAGGAGUCGCAGCAAUCUUCAUUCAAAGAAAGAAGAAGGCUCAAAGAAUUUAUGCAACCGUACUUCACGCGAAGUCGAACACUGAUGGAUACAAGGAACAGGGCAUAACCUUCCCAUCAGGAGAGAGACAAGCACAAUUGUUGCAAGAAGUCUAUUCGGAGGCUGGAGUUGAUCCCAAUUCAGUCUACUACGUUGAAUCUCACGGAACCGGAACCAAGGUCGGAGAUCCACAGGAAGCCAACGCCAUCUGUCAAGUUUUCUGCUCCAACCGAUCUGAUUCUUUGUUGAUUGGAUCAGUCAAAUCUAACAUGGGACAUGCUGAACCAGCAUCUGGAGUCUGCUCUUUGACCAAGAUUCUUCUUGCCAUCGAGCGUCAAAUGAUUCCACCAAACUUGCACUACAACACUCCAAAUCAAUACAUUCCGGGACUUGUUGACGGGCGUUUGAAGGUUGUCACGGAACCAACUCCACUUCCAGGAGGUGUUAUUGGAGUCAACUCGUUCGGAUUCGGAGGAUCCAACACUCACGUCAUCUUGAGAGCUGCCGAUCAUGUUGCUCCAGCUAUCCACCAACAUCCAUUUACCAAGAUUGUGACAUACUGUGGAAGAACCCAGGAAUCCGUCGAGAAGAUGUUCGCUGAAAUCGAGGCAAACAAGGAGAAUCUCUACCUUCAAGCCUUGUUGGCCAACCAAGCCAACAUGCCAGCCAACCUUCUUCCAUUCCGUGGAUACAUGCUCUUGGAUAGAGAGAAUGCUCAAUCUCCAAUGAAGAACAUCACCAAGGUUCCAAUUACCGAACCACGUCCAAUCUACUUCAUCUACUCUGGAAUGGGAUCUCAAUGGCCAGGAAUGGCUAUCAAGCUCAUGAAAAUUCCAAUGUUCGAUGAGUCUCUUCGUGCUUCUUCCAAGACUCUCGACGAGUACGGACUUGAUGUUUAUGGAAUGUUGUGCAACCCAGAUCCAGAACAAUAUUCCAACAACACCAUGAACUGCAUGCUUGCCAUCACUGCUAUCCAAAUCGCGUUGACCGACACCCUUACUGCUCUCGGAGUCUCUCCAGAUGGUAUCAUCGGUCACUCGACUGGAGAAAUGGGAUGCGGAUAUGCUGACGGAGGAAUCACUCGUGAACAAACCAUGCGAUUGGCUUACUAUCGUGGAACCACCAUCAUGAAUCACACUGAAAUCAAGGGAGCUAUGGCUGCUGUUGGUUUGACCUGGGAGGAAGUGAAGGCUCAAGCUCCAAAGGGUGUCGUCGCUGCUUGCCACAACGGAGCUGACUCAGUUACCAUCUCUGGAGAUGCUGAAGGAGUUGCCACAUUCUGUGCUCAACUCAAGGAGAAGGAUAUCUUCGCCAAGGUUGUCGAUACAUCUGGAAUUCCAUUCCACUCUCCAGCAAUGUUGGCUGUCAAGGACGAGAUGAUUGAGUCGAUGAGAACUGCAGUUCCAGAGCCGAAACCAAGAUCUUCCAAGUGGAUUUCUACAUCCAUUCCAGAAGAGGACUGGGAAUCCGAUUUGGCCGCCACUUGCUCUGCCGAGUACCACGUCCAUAACGCGUGCUCUCCAGUUCUUUUCUACGAAGCUCUUCAAAAGAUUCCAGCAAACGCUGUCACUAUCGAAAUGGCUCCACAUUCUUUGAUGCAAGCCAUUCUGCGUCGUUCUCUCAUGAAGACCGUCACCAACGUUGGACUCAUGAACAAGCCAAAGUCGGAGAACGAUGACGAACUCGAGAGCUUCUUGGGAUCCCUCGGAAAGAUCUACCAAGCCGGAGUCAACAUCCAGAUCUCUGAACUCUAUCCAGGAGGUCAAUACAAGGGAGUCGUUCCAAAGGGAACUCCAAUGAUUGGACCAAUGUGGCAAUGGGAUCACUCUCAAGACUGGCAGACCAUUGAUGGACGUCAUAUGGUUGCUGGAGGUGGUGGCUCCAUUCCAGCCUCGGCUACCUACAACAUUGAUCCAUUCGCUGCUGACUCGAAGGAAGCCUACCUUCUUGACCAUUGCAUCGACGGACGUGUUCUCUAUCCAUUCACCGGACACAUGGUCCUCGCCUGGAAAACUUUGUGCAAGCUGAAGAGUUUGGACUUCCAAAAGACUCCAGUUGUCUUCGAGAACAUCAAUGUCUACUCUGCUACCAUUGUGACCAAGCCAAUCAAAUUGGACGUUGUCUUGUCCCCUGGAAACGGAUACUUCGAGAUUAUCUCCGAUGAACAAGUCGCUGCUUCUGGAAGAAUCUAUGUUCCAGAAGACAACCAACCAUUCUAUUACGGAAAGCUUGAAGACAUUCGCACUUCUGAAAUUGCUGACCGUAUUGAGUUGGACACGGAGGAUGCGUACAAGGAGUUCCUCCUCAGAGGAUACGAGUACGGACAGGCUUUCCGUGGAAUCUACAAGACCUGCAACUCUGGAGAACGUGGAUAUUUGUACUGGACUGGAAACUGGGUCACCUUCUUGGAUUCCCUUCUCCAAACCGCUCUUCUUGCUGAGAGAUCCGAUACUCUUCGUCUUCCAACACGUGUUCGUCAUCUCCGUAUCGAUCCAAAUAAACAUUUGGAGCAUGUUGUCGAAAGAGACGGAAUCCAAGUUGUUGAGCUGAGAAACGACCAUUCAACGAAUGGAUGUAUCGCCGGAGGUGUUGAGUGCUGUGACUUGAAUGCCCAUUCUGUUGCCAGAAGAAUUCAAGUCUCCGGACAACUCUACCACGAGAAGGUCUACUUCGUCCCGCAUUUUGACCAGAACUGUCUCAAGGAGCAACCAGAGACAAGUACCAUUCUCAAGGACUACGCUGCCGUCAUCAAGCAAACUCUCUACAAUGGAUUCUCCAAAUGGCAGAAGGCUGGUCUCCUCAAGAAAUUGACGAACGGACCUCUCAUUGAGAAGGCUUUGCCUGUACUCAAGUCAUCGCUCAAUGAAGUUGUUUUGGAUGACACCGUCACUCGUUUCAUGCACGAUGGAAAGUGUACCAUUCUUCCACAUUUCACCGAGUUGUUCAAGAUCCCAGAUUCUGAUGAUUUCGCUGAAAUGGUCAUUGGAAAGCUGAAGAGCGUCCGUGGAAUCUUUGAGUUGGAUCGUCUCUGGGCCGGAGCUGUCAUCAAUGACAGAAUCGUCAAGAGUCUGCAAGACAUCUGCAUUGAAAACUCCGCUGGACAUCACGCCAAGAUGGCUGCCGUCGACUUGGUCUCAACCGAUCAAAUUCGUCAUUGCAUUGAAGCCAACUCAUCUCAUCCACUUCUCGAAGUUGAUUACAUGUGCGUUGGAGCAAAUGUCGAUCAUUUGGAUGAGAGCACUCUUGAGAUUGUUGGAGGAAAGAAGCAGAAGAUUGUUCUGGAUGAGAACUUUACUGGACAUGGAGAAGUUAAGAACAUGGACUACGUUCUUUUGGACAAGGUCUUGAACAAGAAAGCUAAUCCAAUCGCUUUCAUUGAAGCCUGCAAGCACUUGAUUCGUGACGAUGGAUUCUUGUUGGUCGUUGAAGUGACAUCUCAAUUCGAAAUUGCUCUUGCCCUUGAGUCUCUUCUUGGAAAUGAAAUGGCUGGAGAUGCUGAUCGCAAAUACACCCAAUUCUUCACCCAUGAGCAACUUCUUGAGAUCUUCAAGGCUACCGGAUUCAAGAUCUGCAACUUCCAAUCUGAUCCAGCCCUCAUGACCACCACCUAUGCCGUCCGUCGUGUUGCUCCCGUUCCACGUGAUCCUGCUUUCAUCGAUGUUGAUGACAUCAAGGAGUUCUCAUGGAUCGAGCCACUCCAGAAGACCGUUGAAGAGAGAUUGAAUGAGCCUGAUUCGAAGACAAUCUGGCUUGUCAGUAACAAGUGCCGUAACAAUGGAAUCGUCGGACUCGCUCUUUGCUUCGUUGAAGAGAAUCUGAAGUCAAACAGAUUCCGUUCCGCCUUCGAUAUGUCUGCUACCAAGGCGAUCCGUGAUGGACCACCUGUCUGGACUAUCGAUGAUGAGGAGACCAAGAAGAUCAUUGAUCUCGAUCUCCAUGCCAACGACUACAUGGACGGACAAUGGGGAUCGAUGCGUCACAUCGUUGUGAAGGAUGAGGAUGCUCACGUCUACAAGGACUGCGAGCACGCUUUCAUCAACACCCUCACUCGUGGAGAUGUAUCUUCUCUUACCUGGUUCGAGUCUCCAAAUCAAUACUUCGAUUCGAUGGCCAAGACUAAGUCGUCUCAAGAGUUGUGCUCUGUCUACUAUGCUCCCAUCAACUUCCGUGACAUCAUGCUCGCCUAUGGACGUCUUCCACCAGAUGCCAUCCCAGGAAACUUUGCUGAUCGUGAAUGCCUCCUCGGAAUGGAAUUCUCUGGACGUCUCAAGGAUGGAACUCGAUUGAUGGGAAUCCUUCCAGCUCAAGCUCUUGCCACAACUGUCAUGGUUGAUAGAGACUACGCUUGGGAGGUUCCAAGUGACUGGACUCUCGCUGAAGCAUCAACUGUUCCAGUUGUCUACACCACUGCUUACUAUGCUUUGGUUAGACGUGGAAUGAUGAAGAAGGGAGAUAAGGUUCUCAUCCAUGGAGGAGCCGGAGGAGUCGGUCAAGCUGCUAUUGCUAUCGCUUUGGCUGCAGGAUGUGAGGUCUUCACCACUGUCGGAUCUGCCGAGAAGCGUCAAUUCUUGAAGAAUCUGUUCCCACAACUCCAGGAACAUCACUUUGCGAACUCUCGUUCUGCUGACUUCGAACUCCAUAUCCGUCAACACACCAAGGGACGUGGAGUCAACAUUGUUCUCAACUCUCUUGCCAACGAAAUGCUCCAAGCUUCUCUCAGAUGCUUGGCUCGUCACGGACGUUUCCUCGAGAUCGGAAAAGUCGACUUGUCUCAAAACUCUUCCCUCGGAAUGGCCAAGCUUUUGGACAACGUCUCGAUUCACGGAAUUCUCCUUGAUUCGAUCAUGGACCCAACUGUUGGAGAUUUGGAGGAAUGGAAGGAGAUUGCUCGUCUUUUAGAGCAAGGAAUCAAGAGCGGAGUCGUCAAACCACUUCAUUCACACUCGUUCCCAGCUAACAAGGCUGAGGAGGCUUUCCGUUUUAUGUCUGCUGGAAAGCACAUCGGAAAGGUUAUCAUGGAGAUUCGUACCGAGGAAAGCACCAAGAUCUGCCCACCAUCGAGAAUCUCGGUUCGUGCCAUCUGCCGUACUCUCUGCCAUCCACAACACGUCUACCUGAUCACCGGAGGACUCGGAGGAUUCGGACUCGAGUUGGCUCAAUGGCUCAUCAACCGUGGAGCUCGCAAACUUGUGCUCACCUCAAGAACCGGAAUCCGUACUGGAUACCAAGCAAGAUGUGUUCACUUCUGGAGAAGAACUGGAGUCUCCGUUCUUGUCUCGACCUUGAACAUCUCAAAGAAGUCUGAUGCUGUUGAGCUCGUCAAGCAAUGUACCCAAAUGGGACCACUCGGAGGAGUCUUCCACUUGGCUAUGGUUCUCCGUGAUUGCUUGUUCGAGAACCAGAACAUCCAGAACUUCAAGGAUGCCGCCGAGGCUAAGUACUACGGAACCAUCAAUUUGGACUAUGCUACUCGUGACCAUUCGGAUAAGGAAACUUUGAAAUGGUUCGUCGUGUUCUCUUCCAUCACCUCUGGACGUGGUAAUGCUGGACAAACCAACUACGGAUGGUCCAACUCUACUAUGGAGAGAAUGAUCGACCAACGUCGUGCUGAUGGAUUCCCAGGAAUUGCCAUCCAAUGGGGAGCUAUCGGAGAUGUCGGAGUCAUUCUUGAGAACAUGGGAGACAACAACACCGUUGUCGGAGGAACUCUUCCACAAAGAAUGCCAUCUUGCUUGUCUUCCCUUGACAAUUUCUUGUCAUGGAACCAUCCAAUCGUCUCCUCGUUCAUCAAGGCUGACAUGGGAGCGAAGAAGAGUGCUGGAGGUGGAAACUUGAUGCAAACAAUUGCUCAUAUCCUUGGAGUCAAUGACAUCUCUCAAUUGAAUCCAGAUGCAAAUCUGGGAGAUUUGGGACUCGAUUCGUUGAUGGGAGUUGAGAUCAAGCAGGCUCUUGAGAGAGAUUACGAUAUUGUUCUUUCAAUGAAAGACAUCCGUACUCUCACUCUCAACAAGCUUCAACAACUCGCCGAGCAAGGAGGAACCGGCGGAACUGCUCUUCAAGUGAAUGAGUUGGAGAUGAAGAAGGACGGAGAAAGAGAUGCCGAGUUGAACACGGUUGAGAUGCUCGAGAAGCAAAUGAACCAAUUGUUCAAGAUGAGAGUCGACGUCAACGACUUGGACCCACAGGAUAUUAUCGUGAAGGCCAACAAGGUUGAGGAAGGACCAAUCACUUUCUUCGUUCACUCCAUCGAAGGAAUUGCCACCCCACUCAAGAAGGUCAUGUCCAAGUGUGAAUUCCCAGUCUAUUGCUUCCAAUCGACCAAGAACGUCCCACAAACCUCCAUCGAAGACGUCGCCAAGUGCUACAUCCGUGAGAUGAAGAAGAUCCAACCAACCGGACCAUACCGACUCAUUGGAUACUCUUACGGAGCUUGCAUCGGAUUUGAGAUGGCUUGCAUGCUUCAACAAUCCGAUGGACAAGAUGCUGUUGAGAAGUUGGUUCUUCUCGACGGAUCCCAUCUCUACAUGCAGACAUACCGUAAUGUCUACCGUAUGGCCUUCGGAGUCACUGGAGAUACCCUCGUCAACAAUCCACUCUUCGAAUCUGAGAUCAUGUGUGCCAUGACUCUUCGUUUUGCCAAUGUUGACUACAAGAAGUUCCGUGUCGAACUUCUCCAACAAUCUGGAUUCAAGGCCCGUGUGCAGAAGGUGGUGGACACCGUCAUGACAACUGGACUCUUCAAGUCAGAUGAGACUGUUGCAUUCGCCUGUAUGGCUAUGCAUUCCAAGUUCCUCAUGGCUGAUAAGUACAAGCCAGAGAGAAAGUUCCGUGGACAUAUCACACUGAUCAGAGCUGAGCAAGGAGCUGCCCGUGAGGAGGAUGUUGGAAGAGAUUAUGGUAUCAGCCAAGUUUCUGAUGAUUCUGAUGUGCACGUCGUCGAAGGAGACCACGACACUUUCGUCCAAGGAAAGUCGUCCGCCAAGACAGUGAGCAUCAUCAACUCCAUCAUUUUGAACAAGUAG
Caenorhabditis remanei is the source of this 7764-nucleotide messenger RNA. RefSeq lists its product as uncharacterized. Gene Ontology annotation, molecular function: 3-oxoacyl-[acyl-carrier-protein] synthase activity; phosphopantetheine binding; oxidoreductase activity. Lineage: Eukaryota; Metazoa; Nematoda; Chromadorea; Rhabditida; Rhabditidae. The transcript is spliced from 11 exons. The record is from RefSeq and is a predicted model, not a curated record. Bases 1 to 7764 code for a protein of 2587 amino acids. Gene Ontology annotation, biological process: fatty acid biosynthetic process.